Molecule: messenger RNA, 714 nt
Organism: Melitaea cinxia (Glanville fritillary)
Lineage: Eukaryota; Metazoa; Arthropoda; Insecta; Lepidoptera; Nymphalidae
Gene: EMC4
Product: ER membrane protein complex subunit 4
Exons: 2
Coding region: 107-625 (172 amino acids)
Biological process (GO): protein folding in endoplasmic reticulum
Cellular component (GO): EMC complex
Source: RefSeq, a predicted model, not a curated record
UUUACAAUUUACAUUGUCAUUGUCAAUUUUAUCAAGUAAUCGCAAGUGGUAUACAAUAUUUAUAUACUUUUUAUUUAAUAACUUAAAAGAAACAUUAGCGUCAAAGAUGUCUCAGGUUAAAUCUAACAAGAAAUUCAAGUGGGCGUUGGACUUUAAUCAAAAAAAUAAAAACCAGGCUACUGAACUACCUUCGCCUCCAGGUUAUAGUCAGUCUGCAAACGCUAACUAUACUGAAUCAUCAAAAGACUCAGACUCCAAUUUACUUCUGAUUAAGAAAUUGUGGGAUGUUGCUCUUGGACCUUUGAAACAGGUGCCAAUGAAUUUAUUCAUAAUGUACAUGGCUGGAAAUUCUAUUUCGAUAUUCCCUAUAAUGAUGGUUGGCAUGUUGAUAGUGAGGCCAGUUAAGGCACUGUUUUCUACGCAGAGCACUUUUAAGAUGGUAGAAGGAACUCAGGCAUUGGGGCAAAAGUUUGUAUAUAUAAUUGGAAACAUAGUAAAUAUAUUCUUAGCAUUGUACAAGUGUCAAAGUAUGGGGUUACUGCCUACGCAUUCAAGUGAUUGGCUAGCGUUCGAAGAACCCAUAACAAGGGUUGAAUAUGUAGGAGGAGGUUUAUCCAUGCUUUAAGUGUAAUAAUAGACAAAUUUUGUUAUAUUCCUACAUUCAUUUAUUUAAACUCAAUUUAGCAAUAUUUACAUUAAAUAAAAUAUGAUCAA